Messenger RNA from Talpa occidentalis (Iberian mole), 7899 nucleotides. RefSeq names its product DEAD-box helicase 10 (gene DDX10). Gene Ontology annotation, cellular component: nucleus. Bases 125 to 2737 code for a protein of 870 amino acids. Gene Ontology annotation, biological process: rRNA processing. The record is from RefSeq and is a predicted model, not a curated record. NCBI's taxonomy places the organism in Eukaryota, Metazoa, Chordata, Mammalia, Eulipotyphla, Talpidae. Gene Ontology annotation, molecular function: nucleic acid binding; ATP binding; RNA helicase activity. The transcript has 18 exons.
UCCUGGCGCACGCUGGUUCCGCGUCCCCUCCGAGCCCUGCCUCCACCUGCCCGUAGCGCCUCGUAUUUGAGUGUGUGUGAGGGGGUGCGGCGCGGGGGGCUUCUGGGCUGUCCACCCCGUCGCCAUGGGCAAAACUGCCGACUCCAGGGGUCCCGGUGGCCGGCCCGACCCGGUGCGGAGCUUCAAUCGAUGGAAGAAGAAGCACAGCCAUAAGCAGAGCCAGAAGAAGCAGCUGAGGAAGCAGCUCAAGAAGCCCGAGUGGCAGGUGGAGCGCGAGGUCAUCAGCCGCCUCAUGCAGAACUACCAGGCGAUAAAUGUAAAUGAAAUUACAAGAUUUUCAGAUUUCCCUUUAUCCAAAAAAACAUUGAAAGGUUUGCAAGAAGCCCAAUACCGCCUGGUAACCGAGAUCCAGAAGCAGACCAUUGGGUUGGCCUUGCAAGGCAAAGACGUGCUGGGAGCUGCCAAAACUGGAUCUGGCAAGACUUUGGCUUUCCUUGUCCCCGUGCUGGAAGCCUUAUAUCGUCUGCAGUGGACCUCAACAGAUGGGCUGGGGGUUCUGAUAAUCUCACCUACGAGAGAACUGGCCUAUCAGACCUUUGAGGUUCUCCGAAAAGUAGGAAAGAAUCAUGACUUUUCAGCUGGUCUCAUCAUUGGUGGAAAGGAUCUGAAACAUGAAGCUGAGAGGAUCAAUAACAUAAACAUACUUGUUUGUACGCCAGGCCGGCUUCUCCAACACAUGGAUGAAACAAUAUGCUUUCAUGCUACCAAUCUUCAAAUGUUAGUCCUUGAUGAAGCAGAUAGAAUCUUGGACAUGGGCUUUGCUGAUACCAUGAAUGCUAUUAUUGAAAAUCUUCCCAAGAAACGUCAGACUUUACUUUUCUCGGCUACACAAACCAAAUCUGUGAAGGAUCUGGCACGAUUGAGUUUGAAAAACCCUGAGUAUGUCUGGGUUCAUGAAAAAGCAAAAUACAGCACCCCUGCCACUCUGGAACAGAACUACAUCGUUUGUGAGCUGCAGCAAAAAAUAAGUGUGCUAUAUUCCUUUUUGAGAAGCCACCUGAAGAAGAAAAGUAUUGUAUUUUUCUCCAGUUGUAAAGAGGUUCAAUAUCUGUACCGAGUGUUCUGCAGGCUCCGACCUGGUGUUUCUAUCCUGGCCCUGCACGGUCGACAGCAGCAGAUGAGAAGGAUGGAAGUCUAUAAUGAAUUUGUCCGCAAGAGAGCUGCAGUGCUUUUUGCUACUGAUAUUGCAGCCAGGGGUCUGGAUUUCCCGGCUGUGAAUUGGGUUCUUCAGUUUGAUUGUCCAGAGGAUGCCAACACAUACAUUCACAGAGCAGGUAGAACUGCCAGGUAUAAAGAGGGUGGUGAAGCUUUAUUAAUUUUGCUUCCUUCAGAAGAAAAAGGGAUGGUGCAGCAGCUUCUCCAGAAGAAAGUACCUGUGAAGGAAAUCAAAAUCAAUCCAGAAAAACUUAUAGACGUCCAGAAAAAAUUGGAAUCAUUUUUAGCUCAAGAUCAAGAUUUAAAAGAACGAGCUCAAAGGUGCUUUGUUUCCUACAUACGUUCUGUGUAUCUGAUGAAGGAUAAAGAAGUAUUUAAUGUGAGCAAGUUAUCUAUGCCUGAAUAUGCUCAGUCUCUUGGUCUUGCUGUGGCACCACGGGUAAGGUUUCUUCAGAAAAUGCAAAAACAACCCAUCAAGGUAGUUAACCAACAUAAUGAAGUAACUGAGCCAAGGGCUCCCUCCCUCACCAGUGACGAAGUGGAAGAAUUUAGAGCCUACUUCAAUGAGAAGAUGUCUAUCUUUCAGAAAGGUGGCAAACGACCAGAAGGGCCUGAGUACAGACCAACUAGUGAUGUCAGUGAUGAAGAGGAAGAAGAGGAUGAAGAUGUAGAAGGAAAAAUGAAAGAGAAACUAGGCGUGCAACCUCAGCCUGUUCCUAACACUAAGGAAGCACAGAAGCUCAAGGAAGUUCCUGUGCAAUUCUUGGACAGAGAUGAAGAGGAGGAAGAUGGACUUGAUGCCGAUUUCUUUAAGGUGAAGCGACACAAUGUGUUUGGGUUGGACCUUAAAGAGAAUAAAGCGAUGCAGAAGAAAGAAACUUCUAAGUCCAGUCUCAAGAAAAAGGUGACCAAGGUCGCGGAAGCAAAAAAAGUAAUGAAGAGAAACUUUAAAGUGAACAAGAAAAUAACAUUUACUGACGAAGGGGAGUUAGUUCAGCAGUGGCCACAAAUGCAGAAAUCCGUCUCCAACGAUCCUGAGGAAGAGGACAGCGCUGGUGGUAUCAACUUAGAUAAAGCAAAAGAAAGGCUUCAAGAAGAGGACAAAUUUGACAAAGAAGAAUAUAGGAAGAAAAUUAAGGCAAAGCAUCGGGAGAAAAGAUUGAAAGAAAGGGAAGCCAGGAGAGAAGCCAACAAGAGAUCAGCAAAGACCAAAGAUGAAGAAGAAGCCUUUCUGGAUUGGAGUGACGAUGAUGGUGAUGGAUUUGACCCAAGCACACUUCCGGAUCCAGAUAAGCACAGAAGCUCUGAAGAAUCAGAUAGUGAAGAUAUGGAAGAUAAAAUUAGUGAUACCAUGAAGAAGCAGGCAAUGAGAAAAAGGCACAACAGUGACGUGGAAGACGUGGGACACACAAGCCGUAAUAGAAAGAAGACCAAGUGGGAAAACCUAGAGCCUCUGGAUACGGGCCUGUCUUUAGCUGAGGAUGAAGAGCUGGUGUUACAUCUGCUCAAAAGUCAAAGUUAAAUACUUUCUGCUCUUCUCCUUGAAACUUCUGCUCGUGGAUAAGAAAUUGAAAAUUAUAUGGACAAAAAAGUGAAGAAACAGUAGCUUUGGGUCACUCAGGUAACCUGAGUCCCGUGGCCUAAACGCACGCUCCCCAAAGAAGCAAUGGUUCUCGAAGCCCUUGCAGGACAUGCGUGUGCCUUCCCAGAGAGAACUCAGGGUGAGGGUGGAUUCUGACAUUUCCCAGCCCCAUUUUCUGGCAUGUUCUCUGUUAGAUCUUAUACACAAGUUCCUACAUCUUAUUUUCAGAAAUGCUUCCUCUGUUUUACUGAGAAGUUCUGAAGAUCUUGUUUCAUUGUUAGAAAUUCCUGUCUUGCGUACCAUACAGAGGUUUCUAUAUGCUGUUAAACCAGACUGCUCACACUUGGGAUGUGUUUAACAUCUCUAAAGAGACAGAUGGUGAUGGACCAACCCUGAGGAAGAAUGAGUAUUUUUUCAUUGAGAUGAUCAUUAAUAAACAUAGUUCCUAUAAAAUAAAAUAUUAAUGGUUUCAUUGUGUCUAGUGAUAUGAGAGCACGCUUAAGGAAAGAUUCUUAACAUUAAAACAGUUGGCCCAUUCCUAAGAAGUGAAUUUUUCCAGUUCUUCAGUUAGCAUCUAACUUAAACAGCUUUGCUAACCUUGAAUAAAACCUAUAGAAGUCCUGAAUCUGAAGACUUUGUGACCUAAAACCCAGUCUCUUGGCAAGCCCCUCACUGACUGUAGAUCUUCUGCAAGUGCCUUGAUCAGCAGGCACCCAGAACAGGCUCCUCGAGCAAAAAGCCAAAUACAAAGAAACCUCUUUGGUUACAAAUACACGUCAGGUUCUUUAUAAAGAAAAAAAGCUGGGCCUUGGUGUGAAAUAACUGACUUUAUCAUGGAUUUGUCACCCUCUCGCUACUCUCUCCCUUUCCCACUUCCCACUCUAGGCACAAACAAUCAUUUUCAGUAAAGGUACAGAUCACUCAUGAACCCAAGAAAGGGGUGGUUAGCCUCGCCCCUCUCACAGACACUUCUACCUCAGCCCCAAGCCCCUUUUUGGAAAGUUUCUCCUUUUACAUCCAUUUUCUUAUGAGCAGCACUGACACCACCAGUCAUGAAAGCCAGAAUGUGGCAACCCUGCCCUUCUCUUUCCCUCCCUUCACUCACUGCUCCUCUGGAUUUCUCUUCUGUGAUGAUUCCCUCAGCCAUUGUUUCUUCCGUUGUCGUGGAAUUCAGAUCUCCCUCGUCACCUGCUGUAACUAUUGCAGUGAUCUAACCGUCACUGUGCUUCCAGUUCACGUUUCUCUGGAAUUCUCUAGAAUUGUCUUCAUGGCUGACCUGUGUGAUUCCUGUUAUAGUGCUUACCAUGCAGAUGUAACACUUGUUUAUGAGCCCUUUACAUGUGACUCGUUUCUUGGGAGCAAACUGACUUGUGUUUUCUAUCUUGGGCAUCCGCAUAGCCAGACAUAGCACUUGUGCUGUGAUAGGUUCCCAGUAAGCCGGCCAGGGAGAUACCCACAUGACAUGGCAGACCUCUCCUGUCGCGCCCGCUGCUCCCCUCAGCUGUGUAUUUCAGUCAGUCUGCCUGUUCUGUUCCCUGCUCUGUCUCUUAUGAGUCCUCUCGCCCUCCCAUGCCUCUGGCCUAUACCCCAGCUCUUGCAUUAAAAAAAAAAAAAAGUAAAUACUUACUAAAUGAGUAAAUGGACAGUAAUAAACCAAGACAGUUUUUAAAGGUCCCUCAUAUUAUCAAUAUGUCACAUCAUCUCUGGUAGAAAGGACAUAAAGUGAAGGAAUUGAGAACUAGAAGAAAUGGCUGUAAAGGGAAGAAUGCCUCUAAUAGGGAAAAUAAGAAAGGAAUUCAGAGCAUUACAACCUGGGAAGAUUUUGGAAGUUUCUGGUAAAGGGUCUCUGGACCUUGUAUUCAAAGGCCAGAAAGAUAUAGGCGUCUGUGAGAAGAUUUACCAUUGAAUGUUCUUAGGCCGCUGCGGAUGUUUUUUCCUAACCAAAGAAAGGAAUUACAUCAGUUGAAUUACCCUGUAUAUGUAAACAUUGAAUAAUAUGCCUUUGGGUCAUAAGCUAGUUUGAACUGUAUUCUGUCUCUGGAACUGAGUGGCUCUUGACAAAUGUAUAUAUUGUUGACAAUUUUAGUUUAUUUUGAAAACUAAUACAUCAGAAUAAUGUUGAUAGAAAACUCAAGUAACUAAUAUAUAUAUUUAAAUGGACCAAAUCAGUUACUGGUUUGGCUACCCAUUGUGUUUUGCCGUGGCGUGUGGGACCAUGUUUCCUAGAUCUUUCACCUCUCACAUCAGGGCUGGACAACAACUCGGGCCAGUGAAAGUAGCCACAAACACAGAGAUUCGCCUAAUGGUGGGCCUAAUUCUCUGGAAGGGACAGUGAGACCUUUUUUCCUCAGAGUGAUAUACAGAAGAUGAAAGAAAUUCUUUACUCGCAGGGACUGAAGGAAGCAGGGAUGUGGAUCUGGGGCCUCUAGCAGCCAUUUCUGUAGCUCCCCACCUCCGUUGUCUCCUGAUGACUACACAAGAGAGAAACUCAUAACCAUGAGCGAGAAUGUUUGUUCAUUCAAUAAAUGAUAAAUUCAGCAAUUACGUAUGCCGGGCUCGGUACUUGUGAGAAAUACAAAUAAUUCCCUCCCCUGUAGCCCCCAUUGUCAGGGAAAGAGAAGCAAAUUGUUAAUUUGAAAAAAGAUGAGAAGGGGAAGAUUAUCAUCUUGAGUGCAGAGGCUAUUGCAGGCGAGCAGAUAGGAGGCAGGACAUAGGGCGUUGCUGGCCUUGGACCCAAAGACUCAUUCUUCAUGAUGCUUCUCCAUGGCCGAGAAGCCAUUCGUCAGACUCACUGGUGUAAAGUGAUCCCUAAAAUUGCGUAGGUCUCUGAGAGCAGAGUCACACAGCAGCAGGAUCUGCUGGAGGACUGCCAUCUCAUAAGCUUAACAUGGCAUUUUAGAUUUGUUUGGGGCUAUAAAAAAUGGAUACGUUUAAUUAAAUGUAAUUAAUUUUGUUACACAACAUUGGAACUACCCUGGGCAUGGAAAGUCAUCUCCAUGCCUGGCAGAGCCUGCCAGAGGAUGCAGAUGUUCUGGGAAGUAUGGGGAGGAAGCAGCCUGGGGAAGUGCUAGUGGAGGUAAAAGGAAAGGAACUUGUAACCAUGGUUUGAAAACAGUUUCCUAUCUUCCCAGAUCAUUUUAAUUAGACGUCUAAUCAUAGUGUGAUUUUCUUUCCCAGCCCCUGCUGAGCAGGCAGCCCAGGGCAGACAUGUUUUAUACCAUAUAACCCUGUGCCUGUGCCUGCUGAAUCAGGAAUUGGCCGCUACACAAAGCCUGGCCAUUAGUCUUUGAGAGAAAGGCUGGUGCAGAAAGCUCUGCUCAAACAGGGACAAAUCAGGCAAAUAACAUGCUCGGAAACUGUAGGUAAUCAGCAAACUAAGAUUAUGAGCCAGACCAGGAAGCAAGUACUGUGGGCAGAGGUUAAGAGUAAAUGGUGAAGGGCCCACUUGCUCGUGGAAUGUGAAACAAAUCCAUGGAGCUUGGCCAAGUUGGGGCGGCCAAGACCUGCAGGCUCCGGCUGUUGAGCUCCCUGACCCUCUAGGUCCUCUCCCUGAGACUUCCUCUCCCCAUAAAUCCUCCUCUUAAAUUUCUCCUGCAGUCUGUCUCCUUUACUGCCUGAGUUUGAGACUCCAUUGCCUGGGCCUGUCUGUCUUUGGGGUUUUCGGUACCUUAAAGAACUUCAGUAAGACUCCAGAACAGUCAAGCGUAGUGCUUCGUACACUUCAGUGUGCCUGGGUCGCACUAAGUAUGUUUUAGACAUGCCAGUUGCGAUUCAGCGGUCUAGGGUAAGACCUGAGAUUCUGCAUCUCUGACAACUCCCAGGUGCUGGCCCCUGGCCACAUUUGAGGAGCAAGGCUCUAAUGGAAUUCAGAGAGUUAUUAAAACCAUUAUUCACAGAGAGGGAUUCUGUCAGCAUCCCAGCAGGAAACAGAUGGUGCACACAAAUGAGGAUAAUCUAGGGGGAUUUAAUGAGAGGGGGAUCUGCAUAGCCAGGAUAGGGUGUAAGGAAACCACAAGGGGAUGGUUUGCCUGAGCUUGGUAAUGGACGCGUUCCUACUCCUCACCCUGAAGGGAGGAGGGAAGGGGAUGCAGCAGGUUUCUGACCUUCAUUUGACACAUGCAACCAGCCAGGAUAAUAAAUUCUGCCACCUCACUCUCCACCUCUCUGGACCCCUCCUGGUGGUCCCCACUGGCUCCAAACCCAGUGCCAGAGAGUGAAGUGCCCAUAGGUGUCAUAUGUUGCUUGUGACACUGGGGAGGGGGGCAAAGAAGAAACUGGCACAGAUAUGUAGGUUGUAGAUAGGUGCAGUUCUGUUAUGUGGUAGGUGAAGAGAGGUCCUCGCGGACUUUGUCCCUGCAACCCCUGCAGUAUCAGCUCUGCUCUAAGUUCUAGACAUACUGCAGAGAGACAGCAAGCACCGCAGUCCCCUCCAUAGGGAUUAAUGUUAAGGAAAAGCACCAAGGAGAGAGAGUUAGGGGGAGAAAAACAGGAUUUUGAUGAAGGCCAGUAAGACAUCUGGAGGGCCCCAAGUCUGACAACAGGGCCUACUCUUCAGGCAGGUUAGCAGCACCUUAGCGGCAGGAUGUGCAGGAAGAAAAACAUCCAACCUAGCGAUGAACCUCACUAGAGAAGUCAUGACCUCGGCCUCUAGUGGUACUUGGGUGCUGCUUCCUACUUUUACUCUCUCCUGCUCUCCAAGACAACUCUUUCACAAUUUCCCUCUAAUCCUAAACCUCCAAAACCUCUUCCCCUUCUCCACUCUUGGCUGAUGACCUUCCUUUUGAUUUUACUGGGAAAAAAGACAUAGUUAAGAGAGUCCUUCCCCAGCCUCCACCUACAUCUCGUGCACAUGCUCUCCAGGUACCUGCCACUCUGGCUCAAGGACAUGCUGGAUCCCAGCUCCUCUGAUCCUCUCAAAGACCUCACGUCUGCACUGGACCUCUCUCUGUCCCACAUUAUCAAAUCCCCUCCCUACUGGUUAUUCCCACAGUAACCAAACAUGAGGUAGUGUCUUCCAUCUUGCGAAGAUAAGUUGCCCCUCCUAUCCCUUUCCAGCCCCAGUUCCCUUUCACCUUUUCUCAUUACAGCCUAACUCCUCAAGA